Messenger RNA from Arachis ipaensis, 447 nucleotides. Lineage: Eukaryota; Viridiplantae; Streptophyta; Magnoliopsida; Fabales; Fabaceae. The record is from RefSeq and is a predicted model, not a curated record.
AUGGAGUCCUUUAUGGGUGAUCAAUAUCUACCAGCUGAUCUACAUUUAAACUCAAAACUCAAGGCAAUUCCCAACUUGCUUAAUGAUCUCCAGAUUAUAUACAAGCUGGAAUUGAAAACAGAAGUCAAAGAUGAUAUGCUAGAUUCUUCAAAGGAAGAAUCACAGGAAAAUAGUGAUGGUCACCAAUCAUCACAGGAAGUCUUGCCAGUAUUUAAUCAGGAUCUAAAUUGCCGUCCUUUGGAUGAAAACACAACUGAGUUGAUCGACAAUAAGACAAAUGUUGAAAGCUUACCAGGUUUUGGAGCAAAGAAAAGAAGGGCUCAAAGCGACCACAUAGCGAAAAUUGCUUUACCAGAUUUGGUCGAGUAUUUUGAUGUGCCAAUUGUAGAAGCUUUAAGAAAUCUGAAUAUUGGGCUUACAGUUCUCAAGAAAAAGUGCAGAUGGUGA